This is a messenger RNA of Penicillium pulvis, 2712 nucleotides long. Its product is annotated as putative MFS monosaccharide transporter. NCBI's taxonomy places the organism in Eukaryota, Fungi, Ascomycota, Eurotiomycetes, Eurotiales, Aspergillaceae. Gene Ontology annotation, biological process: transmembrane transport. Gene Ontology annotation, molecular function: transmembrane transporter activity. The coding region runs from base 1 to 2712 and encodes 903 amino acids. The transcript has 4 exons. The record is from RefSeq and is a predicted model, not a curated record.
AUGCCAGGCCGUCAACCGGCCACACUUGGCGUCUCGGUCACGUUCUUCGCCAUCGCCACGGUUUUUGUGGCUUUGCGUUUCAUAUCGCGCGUGUUCGUAGUCAGGAGGGUCGCGCUACACGACUACUUGAUGCUGCUUGCAUGGGUUCUUGACUUCGGCUUUUCGCUCUCGUUGUUCUUUGCGAUCCACAAUGGACUCGGUCUGCACGCCAUCGACGUCCCUGCUGAAAAUGAGGCAGCUCUCAAUAAGGCUAACUAUGCUUUCACCGUCCUCUAUAGCCCGGCGCUGAUGGCCGUCAAAACCUCGAUACUCGUUUUCUAUAUGACCUUGACACGGAACCAGAAGGUGUUUCGCUAUGCAAACUAUAUCACGCUUGGGGUAGUCAAUGCAGCGGGCUUUGCAUUGACGCUGGUCAAUGUUUUCCAGUGUCGACCAGUAUCUGCCGCGUGGCGCGCCAACCUCCCGGCCGACGCGCAUUGUACCGAUAUUGUCACGCUCUAUUUAUCCUCGUCCCCCGUGAAUAUCAUCACCGACCUGGCGAUUUUGUUUCUUCCAAUGCCGAUUCUGACUCAGAUGCGCCUUCCAAAGAAACAAAAGAUCAUUCUGGUCAUCACGUUCAGCUUUGGUUUCUUCGUGGCCGUCGUCGAUGUCAUUCGAAUUGCUUUCCUCCAGCAAGCCGCUACCUCGCGCCAGGUCGCAUUGAAGUCCCUUCACAUUCAGAACGUUGGCACUGCGGACUUUAGCUGGUAUGCGUCGCUUUCCUUCAUGUGGUCCGUCGUCGAGGUCAACGUGUCUGUGAUUUGUGGAUGCGUUCCGAGUUUGAAACCUCUUGUCGCUCGUGUUCUACCUAAAUUGAUCAAAGGCACCAACGACGUGUCAGAUCCAACACCACACCGCUACGCAACCGGAGAGGCUCCCGUUGCUAUACCUCCGCCAGUUGCGAUUCCAGAUUCCGACUCGAAUCAAUCACCAGCGGACAGUGAGAGCAAACCUUCACCACCAAGACACGGCAGCGUCUCAACUCGCCGCAGAAGCUCCAACGCCCCUAUCACUAUGCUAGACUUCCUGGGCCAUCCUCCAACGGGUCCCCAAGAUACGGAGUCUAAUACCCAAACCAACCAAACCAAUUCAUCAUACCCUCAUAUCACUUUCUUUGAUUUCGUCAACAUGAAGUCCCCAGAGAGCAUGCUGAAGCUGAACAACCGAGAGUCCAUAGCUCCGAUUGCAAUCACAACCCUACUGUUCUUCCUCUGGGGCUUUGCCUAUGGCUUUCUUGACAUACUGAAUACCCAAUUUGCGACGGUUGUAGAGUUGGACACUUGGCACUCAUUGGGCCUACACGGCGCAUACUUUGGAGGCUAUGUAGUGGGCCCACUGUUAAUCGGUCGCCCGGUUUUGAAAACUUGGGGUUUUAAGUCUACCUUCAUCACUGGACUGUGCAUCUACGCGUGUGGGUCACUCAUAUUCUGGCCUUCCGCCGUACUCACAUCUACCCCCGCGUUCACGAUCUCGAAUUUUGUUGUUGGUCUUGGUCUUGCGGUUUUGGAAACGGCUGCCAAUCCGUUCAUUGCCUUGUGCGGACCUCUGGAGAACUCGGAAAUCCGUCUGAACAUCUCACAGGGUGUGCAAGCCAUUGGUAGUGUCUUGUCUCCUCUUUUGGCACAGAGAGUUCUAUUUAAGAAUGUCCAGGAUGUUGCAUCUCUGGUCAAUGUCCAGUGGACUUAUCUUGGUAUUGCUCUCUUCGAUGUGCUUCUCGCAGUGGCUUUCUACUAUCUGCCAAUCCCUGAAGCCUCAGAUGAAGAUUUGGAAGAAUUGGCGAAUCGACGCCGAGACGUUAACAGGGCCAAGGUCGUCGGUAUUCCAGUCGUCUGGCUCACCCUUGGCCUAGGAGUCUGGUCGCAAUUUUUUUACGUGGCAGGCCAAGAAGUCCUUGCCACCAGCCUCGAGCGCUUUGUCAUUGCUGCGAAACCGGACUCUUCUUUGAGUCCCUUUGAUUUUCUGACCAUUGGCCAAAGCCUAUUCGCAAUAGGCCGUUUCCUAGCUGCAUUUGCGCAAUGGUUCUUGAAACCCCGCUGGAUUCUCAUGGUGGCCUAUGUUGGCAUGAUUGUCUUCUCGGUGCUCUGCAUGAAAACCACUGGCUCUACAGCCGUUGUGAUGGUCAUGAUGGUAUAUCUCUUCGAGAGUGGCGUCUACAGCAUUGUAUUCGCCCUCUCCCUACGUGGAACUGCUCGACACACUAAGACCGCCUCUGCACUCCUCGCUAUGGGUACCUCCGGUGGCGUCUUCUUCCCCUUUGCAGAAUAUGCUGCGUACAACGCGCGUGGGGUGUCAUAUUCAUUCUGCGUUCUUGUCGCUGUCUUCGCUACUGGCGCAAUCUUCCCAAUAUACCUCAACUUGGUACCCGCAGUGAAGAAGCAAGUCGAUCCAAUUCCAAAUGAGUACCUACGUCGUCAUCGUCGCCGCAGCCGCGCCCCAGUAGGCGCAAUACGCCGCGAGAAAGAAAACCAGUCCAGAGGCGGCGUUCUCUCUCGCCGACGAAGCUUAGUCUCCAACCCAGACGAUCUACCCGACCUCCCCUUCCCAGGCGACACACACCAACUGCCUUCUUCUCGACGCCUUCACUCCAAAUCUAGCUCGACCUCGACCUCUCAGGAUAAUUUCCAAUCCUCUAAUGACUCUUCAACCCAUCGAAACUCUUCCAUCCCUGAAUGA